Molecule: messenger RNA, 1603 nt
Organism: Xyrauchen texanus (razorback sucker)
Lineage: Eukaryota; Metazoa; Chordata; Actinopteri; Cypriniformes; Catostomidae
Exons: 4
Coding region: 150-1034 (294 amino acids)
Source: RefSeq, a predicted model, not a curated record
UGAUUUUUGAGCUCCCUACCCUCUUCAGGAAGUGGAAAAAGUAUCGCUUCAACAGCAGGGGAGUGUUAUAACUGCUGCAAGGCACUUCCUGGUUUCAUGUACCGGGGUUUGUUUCUGCUCACAGGAGACAAAAGCAUUUGUGAACGGCUAUGGGUGUACUGACUCAGCUUUUGGUAUGUGGCCAACUAAUACUGGUUGUAUUGGCCGUAAACAUUGGAACUGAUCCUCAACGGAUCACUGAGUCACCAUCAUGGGGUAACGAGUCUCAAAUUAAUAUGGCUCCACCUCUGAAUGCAACCGGAAACUACACAGAAAACAAUGCCUCAAAUUCAUUGAGCAAUUCUGUGUACAAUUCUAGUGAUACAAAUGUCACCACAUACCAACAUACCGACUUCACCACCCAAAGCAAUGUAACAGUCAAAGCACCAACAAUAGAGCCAAACACAACGGCAAAUGCUCAGACAACACAAUCAACCAUGACUUCAACAGCCAUCACUUCUCUAAACAACAUCACUCAUAGCAGCAAUAAAAGUACUUCAUCAAACACAACACCAGCACCUAAACCAACAGAAAAUGCGGCCACCACUCUAAUUCCAAACAAUACAACUCUUUUCAAUGAAUCUCAAGGUGCUGGCAUGAAUCAUUCAGAGAAAUCUCUGACCAUUUUAUUCAGCAUUCUGCUUGGUGUAAUAGUUCUGAUAAUUCUGGGACUCUUUGUGUACAAGUCUGGUAGACGUAAUCAGAGAAGGAUCCAAUAUACUCAUCGCCGUCUCCAGAAUGAGGAUACAGGUGAGCAGUUUACAGUUCCAGAUGACACACUGGUCAUUUCAGGAGGACUUUACGAUGGCCCACAGAUUUACAACCCCACAAUGACAGUGCAGAAUGAGGAUGAAUUUCAAACAGACGAACCUGGACAUGCCUACAGACAUACUCAGUUCCGCUUGGAGUUUUUGCGAGAGGAUCAGAGAAGUGCACUUGAUCAUGAAUCCUCAACCUUUCAGACGUUCCAAGCAAAUGAUCGACAAUUACCUUGAUAUCUGAACUCAUCAACCAGCCUCUUUAUUUUAAAAAAAAAAAACAGAUGAAAAUGUUACUUUUACUUGAAGUACUUCUAUAGUACACAGAAAACGUAGUUUUUAGAUUAUUAAAUGAAGUUUUUGACAACUAAUGAAAUGGCUGAACAGAAAAAUUCAGUAGCUGAAAAACACAUGGAAUGCAAAUAAAUAAAUAAAGAAACAACAUUACCAGUAACAGCAUCUUUUUGAUGAACAUUGUAAAACAUUUUUUUAACAGAACAAACUAUGACAUGGAAGUGUACUGAGAACAUACUGUAGAACCAUGUCAUUGAAACAAGAUAGUCACUGUAAUAUUUUUGAUAAAAACUUUUUCAAGCAAAUAUUUUCUCUGUUAACUUUGUUUUCUUCUUAUCUGAACUGCUGACUGUGGUCCAUCCAGCAUCUCGCAUUCUCUUUAUUGCUGCAAGUUUCAGAGCUGUUCCUGGAGACUUGCAGGCACCAGAACUAUGCACCUGUACAACAUAAAAAUAAUAUUUUAACACAUGUUCUCAGUAUAAAUAAAAAUAAAAAUUUUACAAAUUCUGUAA